CAAAGGUCUCAUUGGCUGUGAGUCAGCAUGGACUUCCAAAACCGCGCUGGAGGGAAAACGGGCGGAGGGGGCGUGGCCUCCCAGUCAGAGUCUAACCGCGACAGGAGAGAGAGGCUGAGACAGCUUGCCUUGGAAACCAUUGAUCUCAAUAAGGAUCCUUACUUUAUGAGGAAUCAUUUGGGAUCUUAUGAAUGCAAGCUUUGUUUGACGUUACACAACAACGAAGGCAGUUACUUGGCGCAUACGCAGGGCAAGAAGCAUCAGUCUAAUCUAGCUCGUCGAGCAGCGAAGGAAGCCAAGGAUGCACCCGCCCAGCCAGCGCCGGAGAAGUCUCGGGUCGAGAUCAGAAAAUUUGUCAAGAUUGGGAGGCCAGGAUAUAAAGUUACGAAACAGAAAGACCCUGAUAAUGACCAGCAAAGCUUAUUAUUCCAGAUCGAUUAUCCCGAGAUAUCAGAAGGAACCUACCCCCGCCAUCGCUUCAUGUCGGCUUACGAGCAGAGGAUAGAACCCCCAGAUAAGAAGUGGCAAUAUCUCCUCUUUGCCGCCGAGCCGUAUGAAACCAUUUCAUUCAAGGUUCCUAGUAGAGAAGUAGACAAGAGUGAGAACAAGUUCUGGACAUCAUGGAACAAGGAAACGAAACAGUUUUUCCUACAGUUUCAUUUCAAGAUGGAGAUCAAACCAAUGGUUCCUCCCCCACCCACCCCCAGUGCCCUUAAAGGAGCCCCUCAUAUUGGAGAGAAGCCCCCUGUCCCCCCGACACCCCCAGCUGGUAUGCCUCCACCGGGCAUGCCCCCGGGUCCACCCGGAAUGCCACGCCUUCCUCCACCCCCCAACAUGCCCAUGCCCCCACCCCCUCCCUUCCCCAUGCCCCAUGGCAUGAUGCCGCCCCGCCCAAUCCCUCCCCCGAACUCCAUGCCCCUCCCGCCACCCCCGGUUCCCCCGCCCAGCGCCGGAGGCAGCGGCCCCAUGCCGCGGUUGCACCCCCCUCCUCCCCCUCCACCCAACAUGCCCCUCCCUCCCCCGAACAUGGGGGGCAACCUUCCCCUACCCAUCCCCCCUCCACCCCGUCCCCCAAGCGCCGUCUCAUCAGGCGGGGUGCCUAACUUCCUUCCGCCCCCUCCGGCCCCUCCCCCGAUGCCCCCUCCUCCCAGCAUGGAUCUACCAACAUCGACAUCAGAAGACAAGACUUCAACCAGCGAAACCCCAUCAUCCUCAUAGUUUAAAGUUUUUAAUUAGUAAUGCUUAUUCUGUAGAAUACCUGUUUUCGUAAGUUAAUUCAUUGUCACAUAAAUUUUAAGAGUUUAUUGUACACCUCUUACUGUGUGAAAUUUAUGGGUGAAAUUUCAAAUUAAAAUGUCCACAUUUAAAUCAGGAUUGUUACAAAAUUACAAAAUGAAAUAUUUUAUGUUUAUUUUGGGGAUAUUAUAACCACUUCUUGGGCAUGAGAUGGUAACAAACUUCGGGAUAUAACCUUUGUGAAGCAAUUUCUGAUUUGUACUUUCUUUAUUUGUGAGGUUUAGUGAUGAAACUUGAAGGACCUUUAUUGAAGAAAAUCUUUACUAAUAAUAAUAAUAUAGGAUAUUUAUAUUGCGCACAUUUCCACCUUGUUAGGUGCUCAAGGUGCUCCUAUAUUACCCGGCUAAGCUAGGCGUUAAUAGCGCACACAGCUUCUUAAGGAAUUACUUCCUACCAGUACCCAUUUACCUCACCUGGGUCGAGUGCAGCACAUUGUGGAUCAGUUUCUUGCUGAAGGAAAUUACUACUACCCAGAGAGGAUGCUUAUUCUUUCAGGGAAAAAAUCAUAUACCAAAAUUUAAACUGAAAUGAAAAAGAAGAAUUUUGUUUUUGAAAUUAUAUUUCA
This is a messenger RNA of Lytechinus variegatus (green sea urchin), 1861 nucleotides long. Its product is annotated as splicing factor 3A subunit 2-like. Bases 28 to 1218 code for a protein of 396 amino acids. Gene Ontology annotation, biological process: spliceosomal complex assembly. Gene Ontology annotation, molecular function: nucleic acid binding; zinc ion binding. The record is from RefSeq and is a predicted model, not a curated record. The transcript is spliced from 7 exons. Lineage: Eukaryota; Metazoa; Echinodermata; Echinoidea; Temnopleuroida; Toxopneustidae. Gene Ontology annotation, cellular component: nucleus; U2 snRNP; U2-type prespliceosome.